Molecule: messenger RNA, 1506 nt
Organism: Saprolegnia parasitica CBS 223.65
Lineage: Eukaryota; Oomycota; Saprolegniomycetes; Saprolegniales; Saprolegniaceae
Exons: 12
Coding region: 1-1506 (501 amino acids)
Source: RefSeq, a predicted model, not a curated record
AUGGAGCUCCACAUGGAGCAGCUGCGGCAGAUCGUCCGCCGGGCCGAGAAGCGCCAUGGCCAGACGCAGCAUCUCUCGCUCGUGCAGGUGCUCGAGGCCGCUGCGCUCGAGCAGCACCCGACCUCGACGCAUCGAGAUCUGCACCGGUCGCUCCUCACGCUGGCCCUCGACCCCGAAGAGGACUGGUGGAAGAAGCUGUCCCGGCUGGCGUCGACACGUCCAAGCCGACGAGCACCGUCGCGGGAUCGAACUGCGUCGGUCGACCGCUUCUCCGACGUCCUUUCCGCGACAACAACGUCGCAGCGGACGACAAUGACGGUGAAGACGAGCACGGACGGACGCCGUGCGCGUUCGGCCAUGCACGUCACCGACAAGAUGACAGCCACACGCGCACCGGUCGUUGUCGUCGAUACGCACUCGUACGAGAGCUUCCGCCUGCUCUCGAUGACCUUUACCCACUGGACGCGCUAUGCGCCUGCCCCCAUCCAGCUGCGCUGUCUCUUUCGGUGGCUCGACACAACGUUGCCGACAGCAGAUCCGACAGCACUGGGAUCGACGCUGGCGUCGCUCGCGCUGACCAAGUCGCUGGACGUCACGUCCAAGCGCAUGGCACUCUUGCUCCACGCCGAUGCAACCUUGCGCACCUGGGUACUCCUCAAGGUCUGGCGAGCAUGGAUCCAGCAUGCACGCGCCGACCUCCAUCGCCGAGUCACGGUCCAGCACCGCUUCUACGACGCUCGGCACCGAGACGCACGCGAUCUGCUGCGUCUCUGGCACCGCUACGUGAUCGCUGUCGCCCCUAAAGAGCGGACGCCCUUCGCCUUCGCGCUGCAGACCACGCAUACGUGCUGCACGAACAGCAGCCGCGCUCGAGCCGACGCAGAUGCAGCCAUCGCUGCCACUCGCCGACUCGCGCAGGCCUUUCGCGCGUGGAAGACCGGCACUCUUCGGCAGCAAGAGGCUGCGUGGCGCGGCCACCAAGCGCGCUGUCGCCGCACCUUGUGUCGAUGGCGGACGCUCUGCCUGCUGCACAAGGCGCGCCGACGCCGGUUUCUCCAAACGACAGUCGCCUCUGCCUUUCGACGCUGCGACACGCUGCGCUGGGUCGCGCGCUGGCGAGCGUCGACGGCCACUGCCCUGCACACGCAGACAAUCGACCUGCGCCGGGUGCAAACAGUGCGAAGGCGGCGCUUCUGGCGGCACUGGAAGCGCCGUCGGUUGCACGCGACCAUCGCCUCUGUCUUUCACGCGCAGAUGGCGUCGCAUACAAAAGCCGGCGCGCUAUUGCUCUGGCAACGCUUUGUCGUUCAACGGCAGGCGCGGCACGCGAAAUGGAUGGCAGCGUGGGCGUGUCACCAUCGCCACCUGCAGCGGCGCACCUUGCGGCGCUGGCGCGAGACGCGACAGCAUCAGCAGCGCAUGGCGAGCCUUCUGGCUACCGCUCUUUACAACCACCUUGGUCGCACCUUUGGCACGUGGCGUGCGAACGUCCACUCGAGAAUUUGA